AUGGACUGCAGAGUGAGUGCUGGUCAUCAUAUGGAUGUAUAUGCAUCUUCUAUUGAUGAUAUUUUGGAAGAUGAAGAACAUUAUGCGGAUCAGUUAAAGGAGUAUCUUUUUUAUGCAGAAGCAUUGCGAUAUGCAUCUUCUAUUGAUGAUAUUUUGGAAGAUGAAGAACAUUAUGCGGAUCAGUUAAAGGAGUAUCUUUUUUAUGCAGAAGCAUUGCGGGCUGUGUGCAGGAAACAUGAACUUAUGCAGUAUGACUUAGAGAUGGCUGCUCAGGACCUAGCAUCCAAGAAGCAGCAGUGUGAGGAACUGGCAACUGGGGGUGAGCUAUUUUCCAUUUGGGUCUGUGGUAUUAUUAUAACGAACCUUAAGUGA
Rangifer tarandus platyrhynchus (Svalbard reindeer) is the source of this 372-nucleotide messenger RNA. Lineage: Eukaryota; Metazoa; Chordata; Mammalia; Artiodactyla; Cervidae. The record is from the annotation of a GenBank genome assembly.